AUGACUACUCUUCUUACGCUAUCAAUAAGUUUAGUAAAAACUACUGACAGUGUUUGGAAAUGUUUCGGACCACAUAAUCAUAGUGUUUUUCUUUACAAUUACCGAGGUUGUAUGGAAACUUGUAGUUAUUAUUUUGAUAAUGGCGAAGCAGUUUCUGAUGAAUUUAAUGACAUGAAAGUGAAAAAACACAGCAGAGAAACGGAACUGAAUUCAGAUAUUGAUAAUUUAAAUACGAAACAAUCUUUACUGAAGCAAUCAAAUAUAACAUGUGAACACAAUGAUACUGUAAUCCGCCAAUUGGAUUCGACAAAAUGUAAACUUGAUGCUGGUAAAGUUGCUAUUUCAAGUUACGUCUUUUAUCUGAUAGGUUUUAUUAUGUUAUUUUUAAUAACGGUAAUAAUUGUCCUCGGUGUGCUAUUUUAUCGAACCAAAAUGAACGAGUACAAAGUUUUUCUUUCACCAGUAACACCAAACACUACUUUGAAUGUUGAUGUUGCCCGAAAAUAUAUAAAACAAUCGUCACAAGAAUUGAAUUUAGUGAAUAUUAAUUCGGAGACUAAAACUGAUACAGUUCCGCGUGAUUGCGAAUUAUAUGACGAGUCGGAGACUACAAUGUCUCCUAAGAACCCACUUAAGAUUUAUAGAUCAGUUAAGAAACCCGUCAAUCAUCAAAUGCUUCUUAGAGAACAAAUGAAGAAGAUAUGCGAAGACGCAUUGGCGAAAUCGCAAAACUGUGGCUUGACGGCCAGUUUAAAGGAUUUGAAUCAGUUGCUAUAUGAAUUUGAUAACGAUAAGCAUGAGAAAUCCUACGAGAGUAUAGUACGUGAGAAAUCAGCGUCAUAUCCACAGCUUGAUAUAUAUGAUGAACCUCCAGCCAAGAAACAUCCUAUAGGUGAUAAUGAGGUUGAUAUACCCGUUUAUGAUUGCUUACCUACCUCGAACAGUAUUGUCGUUCAAGAUUACGAGACGAACUAUUUUAUGACUUUAUCAAAAGACAACGGCACAGAGCCUGCUUACAUAAAUGCUAAAUUCAGAUACAAAUAGUUGGAAUAAAAUUAAGUGUGUAUUUAUUAUCGUCAUGAAAGAAAACGAAUGUAUACAA
Diatraea saccharalis (sugarcane borer) is the source of this 1102-nucleotide messenger RNA. Lineage: Eukaryota; Metazoa; Arthropoda; Insecta; Lepidoptera; Crambidae. The record is from the annotation of a GenBank genome assembly.